Molecule: messenger RNA, 975 nt
Organism: Lachancea nothofagi CBS 11611
Lineage: Eukaryota; Fungi; Ascomycota; Saccharomycetes; Saccharomycetales; Saccharomycetaceae
Source: the annotation of a GenBank genome assembly
AUGAAUUUGAUGAAUGGCCAAUUAAAAGUGGAGGAAACAGACGAUGAUAUCUUUAGAACUGAAGCCCAGUAUUUGGAAGAGUCGCAGACAGACUUUAAAAAUGAUGACGGAACGUUAGUAAUCGAAUCAAUUAACGAGCAUUCAAAUUUGGGCGUGGAGCAAAAGAUGGCUUUAAACAAGAAACUCAGAGAUAAAAUAUUUGAGGAAAGUAGAGAGCUCAAGACAACAAUAAAACCUCUGGAAUUCGAAUCAUACGAGGAUUAUUUCGUAUUAACAAAGUUUGAAAAGGGUGUCUCGGUUAGUGGAAAAGUGGGGUUUGAGGACGGCAAGACUAGGAGUACCGGAGUUUACUACGAGAAGAUAAAGAGAGGAUCGAGAGAUGAAAAUGGCGAGAACAAAAAUGACAGUCUUUCGGACAGCGAUGGAGAUCAGCCGAAAACUGCGUCUGCUACGAAAAAACGAGCGACUCGCUCUCAGGUAAGUAAGUUGAAACGAGAAUCAUCCGAUUCAGCACUUCCGUCUGGAAGACGGAUGGAUCCAACCACCGCAUUCUUUGAUACAACUAUAUCAGUAAGCAGCAUUAUACCGUCCGAGAAUGCCGAUGGUAAUAUUCGGAGGUCUUCUCGGCUGUCUCAAAGAGAACGCGAAAUUCUAGAAAACAAGGCAAAUCGCCUAGAGGAAAACGAGCCAGAAGAGGCAGCUCCAGAAAUAUUAGAUUUGUUCGAGUCGAUUAUACCAAAAAUGGUCGAACCUGUGAGAAGAUCUGACUGGCUGUUGCCCAACAAGAAUCGCUUCAUACCGGAGAAAUUUGCACCGGUAAAGCAUACACCCGAACAAAUCAAGAUCAAUGACCUUAUUCACAACAGUAAAAUACGUAAAAUCAUGAAAAGAUUUAAGGGAGGGCUAGCUGGCGUACGGAAAAAGGAUUGGGAGUACGUUACAGAGCCACAACAAGCUGAGAAGAUUAGCGGAUGA